AUCAGUUAACAAUAAAUAAGGACAAAUUUGAUUUCUUCCUCACAGUACAGAGAGCAGAAGAUGACUAAAAGUUUAGUAUUUUUUUUGUUGGGAGGUGCUUCUUACCUUGCUGGCCGCUCCUAUGACAGGCAGGCAGAUAAGCUUGCAUCGGUCCCUCGGAUUAGGGAGUUUAAGGAUUUGGAGCCAUUGUUGAAAUCUCAGAAUAGAUUGAUGGUUGCACUUCGGGGAAACGUUGGCUCGGAAACUCCCAUGAACUGUGAAUUUAGUGAGUUACAAGGUGUAGUUGUGGAGAAAACGGUUUUAAAAUAUUUUCUGGAACGCAUCAAGAAUGAGGACAAGGACGAGAAAGAGGAUGAGAAGAAGAACAAGGACAAGGGUGAUGAAUGGAGGAAGGAUUAUGACGUCUUGCAUUCUACCAGCAAACAAGUCCCAUGGUAUUUGGAUGAUGGGACUUUUCGUGUGAAUGUGGUGGGAGCUCGAAGUGCCGAAGGCUUUUACUGCACACAUCGAUAUGCAGUUUUUGAACCAUCAAAGAGCUGGCAUGGAGUUGAGACAUUAGAUGAUCUCGAAAACCUUCCGUACAUAACGAAAGGGAAGGAGGACCGCCAGGUCCUUGGAGUCAAACGAAUUGAGCGGGUGCUUCCAAUUGGUACUUCUUUGAGUGUUAUUGGUGAGGCUGUCAAAGAUGGCAAUGGUACUAUUCGCAUUCAGAGACCAGACGGAGGAGGACCAUUUUAUGUCUCUCCAAGAACCAUUGAUCAGCUCACUGAAGGGCAGAGGGGCGAUGCAAGGGUUUUCUAUGGUGGAUCUGUCGUUCUCACUUUGCUUGGUGUUGCCGAUAUUGGUUUGCAUUUUUUGUAAACACCGCCUCGUUGAGAAAUUGCAGAGGAGAGGAAUAUAUGUCGAUGAUUGUAAUGGAUUAUACUUUUAAAAGAAUUUGAAGGCCUUAAAUUGUC
Prunus dulcis (almond) is the source of this 956-nucleotide messenger RNA. Its product is annotated as E3 ubiquitin-protein ligase SP1-like. The record is from RefSeq and is a predicted model, not a curated record. The transcript has 8 exons. Gene Ontology annotation, molecular function: ubiquitin-protein transferase activity. Gene Ontology annotation, biological process: protein ubiquitination; organelle organization. NCBI's taxonomy places the organism in Eukaryota, Viridiplantae, Streptophyta, Magnoliopsida, Rosales, Rosaceae. The coding region runs from base 61 to 861 and encodes 266 amino acids.